This is a messenger RNA of Sinocyclocheilus anshuiensis, 1998 nucleotides long. RefSeq names its product leucine zipper, putative tumor suppressor family member 3a (gene lzts3a). The record is from RefSeq and is a predicted model, not a curated record. Bases 196 to 1998 code for a protein of 600 amino acids. NCBI's taxonomy places the organism in Eukaryota, Metazoa, Chordata, Actinopteri, Cypriniformes, Cyprinidae. The transcript is spliced from 6 exons. Gene Ontology annotation, cellular component: dendritic spine. Gene Ontology annotation, biological process: regulation of dendritic spine morphogenesis.
CAUCUCCGUCGCGGGCGUCAGCGGCAGCGCAUCUCGCGGCUUCACGCGUUCGUUUACGCCGCAGCAGCAGAGCAGCAGAAGCACAGACGGAUCCGCGGCGAGACAUGUGUGUGUGUGUGACCCGGCUCACUUCCCCUUCAUGCCCGUGUGUGCUGGCGCUGUGGGCGGCGGAGUGAAGCGCUCGAGGCUCCUGGCAUGGGCAGCGUAGGGAGCGGGGCCUCCAGUCAGCGGCCGAUCACAAUGCGUAGCGUGGGCACCCGCACCACCCCCAAUGGCCCACUGGUGGCCGCACUGCCUCCCGCCUCGACCCGCCGGCGCCUCGAUGACCGAAGCUUCAGCGCCGAGCGCAUCCCCGGCCCCAGCACCAAAACCAAGGGCGUCUCCGCCGACGAGCACAGCUACAACGCCGAGAGGGAUUUCCACGCUAACGCUCGCAACCACGCCAACGCCGAGCGCGCCCCGGCACACAACGCCAACCGCCAGCAGACGCUCAACGGAGAGAGGCUGGUGUCCAACGUGGUGUUUGCCAACGGGGCGCGGCGGGAAGGACACAGGCGCGGAGAGAGUCUGGACCUGUGCGGGAACAACAUCGUGCUGAACAACGACAAGAACGGCAGCCAUCAAGCUCCACCGCAGCCGCCGCCGCCGCCACACAAGGACAAGAGCAAAGCCAAACCCAAUAAUCACAACCCACCCAACAUCCUGCCCGUCUCGGGAAAACUCGAGCAUGCACAGACCAAUGACUCUCUGGUGCGUCCAUCAGCCUUCAAACCUGUGGUGCCCAAGAGCUUUCACUCCAUGCAGAACCUGGUGUGUCCCCUCCAGACCAGCUCCGGGACGGCCGGUCCAGGCAGCGGCGGCGAGAAGGCCGGUCCGAACCAGGACAGUCCCGGGACACACGGCGGCGCGGGCCAGGCCGUACAGGGCAGUCUGUCGGACUCCGGGAGGAACUCUCUGACCAGUCUGCCCACGUACACGGGCUCCAGCCACGGCCCGCCGCCCGCGCUCGGACCCCUCAGUGCCUCCACCAGCCACAUCAACCGGCUGGGCACCGUCGCCCUGGACAAGCCGGGCUACCAGAACGGCCUCAGCACCUCCGACAGCGGCCGCUCCUCCUCAGGCAAGAGCUCCUCCUCGUACCAGCGCCUCAGUCACCUGAGCGACGCUCCCGCGCCCCUGAGACCCUCUCCGUCCUCCGACGACGUGAUCCAGGACCUGGAGGAGCGUCUGUGGGAGAGAGAGCAAGAAGUGAUUCACAUGAGACGUAACCUGGACCAGAGUGAGGCGGCUAUCGUGCAGGUGUUCGAGGACAAGCAGCGCGUGUGGGAGCGUGAGAUGGAGGAGCUGAGGCAGAACUACGCCGGGCGUCUGCAGCAGGUGACCCGACGGGCCCAGCGCACACAGCAGGCCCUGCAGGCGCAGAUCGCCCGUCUGCAGCAGGACAAGCGGCGGCUGCAGGACGAGAUGACGCUGCUGCUCGUUCAGAGAGAGGAGCUGGAGAAGAAGUGCUUGGACUUCAGGAAGGAGCAGGCCGAUAUCCUGCCCAGACUGGAGGAGACCAAGUGGGAGGUGUGUCAGAAGGUGGGUGAGAUCUCUCUGCUGAAGCAGCAGCUGCGGGAUAGUCAGGCCGAGGUGACGCAGCGGUCCGGAGAGAUGGUGGCGCUGCGAGGGCAGCUGAAAGACCUCAACGCUCAGCUGAGAGAGCGAGAGGAGGCCGAGAUCAGCCUCAAAGAGUCCUUCUGCACCAAAACCCUGGAGCUGGAGCGCUGCGAGGCCGAGCUGCAGACCAUGCUGGCCGAGGCUCUGGAGGAGCGCGUGGACAAGCUGGGAGCCCAGAUCGCCUCGCCGUUGCCCCCAGAGCCUCCCGUGUCCGUCUCCAUAUCCCUGAGCUCUCCCACCCCGCCGGCGGAGGAGAAGAAACUGCCGGAGAUGCACCAGCUGGCUCCGCCGUGGCCCGUGCCGACCCGACUGGAGAGGAUCGAGUCGACGGAGAUCUAA